AUGGCUUCGGAGGAGACCACGACGGAGAAUCUGGCCCAACCCGAGUAUUGGGACACGCGAUACGCGAGCGAGAAGCCAGGUGAUCCGACACACGAAUGGUUCCGCACCUAUGAGGACCUCUCAGCCUUCCUUGAGAGAAGGCUCUUUGCCGUCUGGCCUCCGCACACAGCUCCCAGGAUUCUCCAUCUCGGGGCAGGAAAAAGUACAUUGCCCGUGAGACUUGUCAAGGAUGGAUACAAGAACCAACUAUGCGUCGAUUUCUCGAGUGAAUCUGUUACUCAAAUGUCCCAGGAGUACGCGGGUACAGAAGGUGUCGAGUGGAAGGUGCAUGAUGUGUGCCAAAUGGAUGAUAUCGCCUCCAAGACGAUCGACGUAGCCUUCGAUAAGGGUACAUUAGAUGCAAUGGUUGACGGACUAAGCAGCCUCUUAAACCCAACUGAUGAAGUAUUAGAACUGACCAGUCGUUAUAUGCGAGAGGUAUUCCGGGUUCUCAAGGAUAAUGGAUCAUUCUUGUACGUUACUUAUCGCACACCGACAUUCAUGGCGCGGUUUCUACAGUGCGAAGGCACCGACUGGUUGAUAGAGAAGGAUAUUCUGAGUGAGCCAGGCGCUAUAGCAUACUACGGGUUGAUCUUGACGAAGCGGCCAAAGGAAGAAUAG
This is a messenger RNA of Neoarthrinium moseri, 660 nucleotides long. RefSeq lists its product as uncharacterized. The transcript has 3 exons. Bases 1 to 660 code for a protein of 219 amino acids. NCBI's taxonomy places the organism in Eukaryota, Fungi, Ascomycota, Sordariomycetes, Amphisphaeriales, Apiosporaceae. The record is from RefSeq and is a predicted model, not a curated record.